Molecule: messenger RNA, 1008 nt
Organism: Capronia epimyces CBS 606.96
Lineage: Eukaryota; Fungi; Ascomycota; Eurotiomycetes; Chaetothyriales; Herpotrichiellaceae
Exons: 1
Coding region: 1-1008 (335 amino acids)
Molecular function (GO): catalytic activity
Source: RefSeq, a predicted model, not a curated record
AUGGAAAGCCUCCAAAGAGUGACGUUUGUCACGCAGCGUUCUUUCAAGUACACAUACUAUGUCUCUCCACCAGAUGAAUCUACCCAAGCUCAUCCCGCAUUGCUUUUUAUUCAUGGCUUUCCCGACUCGGCGCAUCUGUGGGCUGAGGUGGUGGACAAACUCCGCGACCUGCCAAAUCAAAUCAUCGUCCCCGAUUGCUUAGGCUAUGCGGGCACGGACAAGCCACAAGACACUCAGGCAUACGCGUACAAAGACCAAGCCGACGAUCUGGCAGACAUCCUGGCCAACGAGAAGGUCAAAUCGGCCAUCCUCAUUGGACAUGACUGGGGCAGCGCGCUCGUCCAACGCACAUAUCUUCACAAGCGGGACUUGUUCAGCGGUGUGAUCCUGCUCAAUACGGGAUACAUGCUUCCGUCAGAUGAGCCGUUCAACCUGCAAGCGGUCAAUGAGCUCACGGAGAAAGUCUGGGGCUAUCCGCAAUUUUCGUACUGGGAGUUCUUUCUUGCGCCUGACGCGGCCGAAAUCCUGGAUGCGAACCUGGAGAGAAUGUGGCAAGUGUUGCACGGUGAUGUAGAAGACUGGAUGAAAAAGUUGUUCUGUGCCCCCGGCGCCCUUCGCGCUUUUCUCCUCGGCAACGAGGAAGUCCCGUUGAAGGAAUAUGCCAAGAAGCCCGAGUGGAAGGACCACUUCAUGCGGCAAUUCGGCGCGGACGGCUUCGCCUCGGCCUUGCAGAUGUACAAGGCGACGGCGUCGAAUGUUCAAUUCGCGUCGGAUGCGGCCCUUUCGAAAAAAAACUUGGCCAUUCAAGUUCCGAUGUUGUUUAUCACUUGUACCAAGGACGCUGUCUGCUUGCCGGAAAUCAUGAUCCCAGCUAAGGAACAAGGUCUCGUGCCUGAUUUGAAGGAGGUGGUGGUGGACUGUGCACAUUGGUCACCUAUGGAGAAGCCUAAUGAAAUCGCGGCACACAUCAGGGCCUUUGUCACGGAAAGGUUUCCAACUGCUCAUUGA